Messenger RNA from Larimichthys crocea (large yellow croaker), 2896 nucleotides. RefSeq names its product O-GlcNAcase like (gene ogal). The record is from RefSeq and is a predicted model, not a curated record. Lineage: Eukaryota; Metazoa; Chordata; Actinopteri; Sciaenidae. Bases 306 to 2384 code for a protein of 692 amino acids. Gene Ontology annotation, biological process: glycoprotein metabolic process. The transcript has 17 exons. Gene Ontology annotation, molecular function: beta-N-acetylglucosaminidase activity.
CGUUCACCCGGUAGUCAGACGCACGUGCUGAGGUGGACUUCAGUCAUCACAAAACAACACACCUUUCCCCCUCUGUCAGUAUUUACAACUUCAGACCUGAGACGACCAUGUUUGCAUCAUGUUGCGUAAUGCUUAAAACCGACCGUACUGCGCAGGCGUGAGAGGACGGUGCAAUAAAAGUCAAUCAAAUUAAAAGCUGGCAUACAGAGAUAUGACUGACAAUAGCGCCGCGUCAGUGCUUCUGUCUGUGUAAGCUGUCAGUGAGACAACAAGAGACGACCCAACAGUCCGCUCAACAGUGAACCAUGUCUACACCGGGCAGUGCCAAGGGCCGACCGCAGACGAGGCGCUUCAUCAGCGGAGUGGUAGAAGGAUUUUAUGGGCGGCCAUGGACUAUGGACCAAAGAACUGAGCUGUUUAAAAGAGAACAGAAGUGGGGUUUGAACACAUACCUGUACGCCCCCAAAGAUGACUACAAGCACAGGAUGUACUGGAGGGAUCUGUACUCUGCUGAGGAGGCAGAACAACUCAUCGCCCUGAUAUCAGCAGCUAAACAGCACGAUGUCGAGUUCAUCUAUGCAAUCUCUCCUGGCCUGGACAUCACCUUUUCCAACCCCAAAGAGGCUGCUGCCCUGAAAAGGAAGCUGGAUCAGGUGAAGGAGUUUGGCUGCAGGUCCUUCUCUUUACUGUUUGACGACAUCGAGACUGAGAUGUGUCCAGCUGAUAAACAGGCCUUCACCUCCUUCGCCCACGCUCAGGUGGCCAUCACUAAUGCAGUGUACCAGCACCUGGGAGAACCUGAGACCUUCCUCUUCUGUCCUACAGAUUAUUGUGCUGUAAUGUGCACUCCAACUGUGUCCCAGUCCUAUUACCUGCACACUGUGGGAGAGCAGCUGCUGCCUGGGAUAGACAUACUGUGGACCGGUCCCAAAGUGGUGUCCAACAAAAUCUCUGUGGAGUCUAUAGAAGAGGUGUCCUCUGUCCUGAAGAGGCCACCAGUCAUCUGGGACAAUAUCCAUGCAAACGACUACGACCCUCAAAGGAUUUUUCUUGGACCCUAUAAGGACCGUCCAACUGAACUGAUUCCCAAACUGAGAGGAGUGCUCACCAACCCCAACUGUGAGUUCUACCCAAACUUUGUGGCUAUCCACACCUUGGCUACAUGGUGCAAAUCAACCUCUGAUGGAGGACAGAGGGAUGUGGAGAUGGGCGAUGAGAAGCAGGACCCCUGGUACAGCCCAGAGAAAGCCCUGACCCUGGCCCUCACCGACUGGCUGCAGGAGUUUUUAAGCGCUGAUCAAAAUGGAGCUCGUCCCAAGAAGGAUUCGUCAGAUGAGGAGCCCAUGCAGACAGACAUAGGAGAGAGCCCGUAUGUUCCUGGACCCGGUGAGAACCCGCUGUACACAGCAGAGCCCCUGACCCUGGAUGACCUGAAGCUGCUUUCAGACCUCUUCUACCUGCCGUACGAACACGGGCAGAUGGCCAAGACCAUGCUAAGGGAGCUGGACUGGCUCAAGAACCACAGUCGGGCCGCGGCUGCAGAGACAGACGAGACAGCAGAGUGGUGCUCAAGAGCGCAGCAAUUUGACGGCAUGUGCGAAGCGGUGGUGCAGAUGUUCAACCGUCUGUCAAACGCCCCCAACCGCAGCAUUCUGUACGACCUCUACAACUACAUCUGUGACAUCAAGAGCGGGGUCGGCCUGGCUCGAGCCUACGUGAAAACACUGGGAGGGCAGUGUCCACCCUCAGCCCAGCUAAUGAACGAUGACCCCGAACCCUGGGGCUUCAGAGGAGGCCUCUCUGGAGAGUUCCAGAGGAUGCUGCCUUGCCACGGAAACAGGGACUUGUUCAGACAUCCCCUCAUGACAGAGGUUUACUGCAUGCGGCCGUACUCCCCUGAGGACAAGGUGCAGGUGCAAAAGAUUUUCAUGGAGAUGAAGAGUGCAGGUGGGGGUAAAAUGCCUCUCAUGAUGCUGCCUCCACUUCUCUGUGACAGCCUGUCCUCAGGUGAACUCGCCCCGUCUCCUCAGUGUGCUCUUAUCCUGGAGGAUGAGAUUGGGGUGUGUGGUUACGCUCUUGCUCUCACAGACGCCCAACCAGCCGCAGCCAAGACUCAGAGGGCAGUAAGUGCUGAAGUGCUGAAGGACUUCCCAUCACUGGUUACCAUACAAGUGCUGCCAAGGGUCAUCGAUUCCACUCCAGCAAAGCGUAUGAUUGUCCGGCUGUUGUCCUCCAUCAAGAACAGCGGAUCCAGAGGAGUGUUUUGUGAGUUGAGGCAGAGUGAUCGGAGGAUGCUCGACUUUUACACCAAACUCGGCUGCUUCAAACCCAUAACAAUGGCCGGCCUACCUGAAGAUGUUGUUGCCAUGGGGGCAAGCCUGUGAACAAGAUCAAUGUUAAGGAUUAUCCUCAGGUUUGAAACGUGCUGAGAUAUUCUGAUACAGCUGUUGGAAGUAAUUCAGAACUUUUUAAAUCAGUUAAUAUCAUCUGUGUAAUUUAGCAGCCAUGCCAUUUGUCCGUGUCCUCCUAGUCAAGGAAAUGUUCAAUAAAAUUUGUGUAAUAAAUGAUGAAAGGUGUAAUGUAAUACUACUGAUUUUAUAGACACUAAAUUGUAAAAUGUAUAGUGAUUAUUUUUUAAAUGUAAUUGUUGUCUUAAAGGUCCAGUGUGUAAGAUUUAGGGGGCUCUAUUUACAAAAUACUUCAGAAAUGGAAUACAGUAUGCAUAGCUAUGUCCUCCUCCCCUGAGUCUGCUAUGUCACACCACGUUUCUACGGUAGCUCACCAUGGACAAACCAAACAUGAGCCGUAGUUUCUCCUUUCCUUUUGUUCUUUGGACCAGGAGGGCGAGUGGAGGGGGUUGCAAUUCCAAGCUACACUGCUAGAGGUCACUAAAAAC